Molecule: messenger RNA, 5812 nt
Organism: Mya arenaria
Lineage: Eukaryota; Metazoa; Mollusca; Bivalvia; Myida; Myidae
Product: Golgi SNAP receptor complex member 1-like
Exons: 8
Coding region: 31-756 (241 amino acids)
Biological process (GO): endoplasmic reticulum to Golgi vesicle-mediated transport; vesicle fusion
Cellular component (GO): Golgi membrane; SNARE complex; cis-Golgi network
Molecular function (GO): SNAP receptor activity
Source: RefSeq, a predicted model, not a curated record
UCAAGUCUCGCGAGAAAUUGACACCGUGUUAUGAUGGCCGAAAUGGGAAAUCUUUGGGAAGAUUAUCGAAAACAAGCCAGACAGCUGGAAAAUGAGAUAGAUUUGAAGCUUAUUUCUUUUAGCAAGCUAGGAACAAACUUCUCAUUCUCUGACACAUACAGUGACAAGUCCCCAUUAUUGAACAAAAAUGGAAGUGAACAUAUGUUUGAAACAAUGGAAAUGGAAAUAGAGCAGUUGUUAGCCAAGCUGACUGAAGUCAAUGACCACAUGGCCGAGUAUACACAGAGCAUAAGCUCAGCGUCUCCUAGCGCUGCUCUUCUUCACACUUUGAAGCGCCAUAGAGACAUCUUGCAGGAUUAUAGUCAGGAGUUUCAGAAGACAAAAGCUAACAUCACAGCUAUUAGGGAAAGGGAAGACUUACUGGGAUCUGUUCACAGAGACAUUAAUGCUUACAAGAAUUCAUCGGGAUUGAACAGACGAACAGAUUUAUACCUAAAGGAACAUGAACAUAUCAGAAAUUCAGAGAGAUUAGUGGACGACCAAAUAAGUGUGGCUAUUGCGACCAAGGAGAGUCUGGAUUUUCAGAAGAAGACAUUGUCUGGUAUUACCCAGACAAUUAACUCCUUAGCAAAUCGCUUUCCCAUGAUAAACAGCCUUAUGCAGAGAAUACACAUUCGUAAACGCCGGGACUCAAUAAUUCUUGCGAGUGUGAUAGCUACGUGUAUCAUUGUUCUUUUGUUGUACAUGUUCCAUUGAGGAUUUCAGAGUGAUGUUAUUUUUGUGUAGACAAUUGUAUGUAAAAGAAUACGGUCUUUCUUAUCAAUAAUUUUGCGACAAAUCAUACAAGAUCGAUUGGCCUUCCUGAUGUAUUAACUGUCAUGUAUAAUGAAUAAAAGUCAUAGUUAAAAAACUUUCAAAAUAGCGAAAUUAAGUUAGUAAAUAAAUAUAUAUUUUGUUUUAACAUGAUUUUAUUGUUGUUGCAAGAUUUUUAAUAAGAAUUGCCUCGAAAAAGCUUUGUAAUGUAUUGUCAUUCCAGAUUCUUACCACAUACAAGCAUUGCAUGGAACUUGCAUAUAUAUAAAAAAAGCUACCUGACUGAUGUUUGUUAAAGUGAACUCGUCAUAGUAUUGUUAUGAUAAUACCAGACAGUAACAUUGUGUUCUUGAAUCCUUGUUAAAUUGUCGCUGGCAUCCGGCUUAAAAUUCAAAUGUUUUAUUUAAGAUUGUUCAAGAUAUUUAAAUGAAACUUGGUACACAUUGACUUUAUUCUAUUUAUAGAUCUGUUAUUUAUAUCGUGCAAUCCUCUUAGCUACACCAUUCUCAGAUCAAUUUAAGAUCUAUCUUGACCACCAUAUCAUGUAACUUCUUAUGUAUCCCUAUAUUCAAUGAUAAAACAGAGGAAACAGUCAAAUUACUCCUGGGUUUCAAUGUUUUUCUAUGGCUUCAUUUGUACAAAUGUCAUGGUUGUCAUUACAUCCCAGCUCUGCGUACCAUAUUUGCUUAAUAUACAUGCAUGUUUUUCAAUCAACAAAAUUUGACCAUUUCAUCAUAGCACAAGUAUACUAGUAUAUACAUAAUAAUUAUUUCAAUAGCUAUGUUUGUAAUGAAUUUGUUUAUUUUCAAUACAUUUGUGGUGAUAGGUGAAUGGUAAAUAUAUCAGACCCUGGAUCAGAGGAUACUGGGUUUGAUCGGCACAGCUGUUUUCGUGGAUUAUUAUUACUGGUUAUGAAUUUGUUUAUUUUCAAUACAUUCAUGGUGAUAGCUGAAUGGUAAAACUUAAUGUAUUAGUCUCUUGAUGAAUGAAUAUCGGGAAUAUCUUCACUCAGGUCUUUGUGGAUUAUCGUUAUCACCAUGGACUCGGUCCGUUUCAGUAAAGAAUCUUAGUCGUAACUUCAAUAAUUUUUAAUCUGUAGAAACAUCAUAAAUGGCAACAAGUGAAUUUUUUACAUGUCCUUAGCUUUGUGUUCAUAUAAGGUAACAGGUUAUAGUUCAAUUUUAAGAAAUUUGUAGCAAAAUAACGUCAAAACUGUCCUGACGAUAAUUUUAAUUUACGACUUAGAUUUUGAUUGAAAUAGCCCAAGGAAUUGUUAAAUUAAUUUUUGUCAUUUUGGAUUUUAAAACUGUUGUUUGUCACGAUAAAGGCUCUUCAAGAGUUUAUUUCGGGUUUUUUAUCAUGACUGAACAAUAAAUCUUACUUUACAUUUACAAUUUCAAAUGCAUCCGGUGUUUUUUUAUUACGGGCAAGAAUGCUCAUCUAUUUAGAAAACGUUCUGUUGCUGUUUCAUGUGGUAUAAUCGGAUGAUUUUUACAUGUUUUUGGUGGUUAAAGGUGCACAAAAUAGGUUGAUGCAAAAAUUUAUGUUUGUAAUUUUAAUGCACUUUUCAUGUUUAAAUCACUUGAAUUAAAUGAUUAAAACCCCAAAAAGCAUAUGAUGUAGUUACUGAUGAAUUAAUAUUAGCCGUUAUAAAUGGUUUUUUAAUUAAUAGCUACAUAGCCCCAAAUUUCCAAGUUAAAAAUCUGCCAAUAUAAAAUAUCACCAAUAUUAUUUUUUUUACUGUACACAGAUCAUAUAAGUCAAAUGUGUUUAACAUGAUUAUCAGAUAAUUUGAUUUGAAAAAAAGAGAGUUUUGCAUCAACCUCUAUUGUGCGCCUUUUAAACAAGAUUUGUUUUAUGAAAACGUAAGUGUUUCAUUAUCAUUUUCUGUAAAAAAAUAAUGGUACUGUUUCAUGAAAUAUAAAAGUACAUGUUCUAGGAAUCAUUUUAAAAAGAAGGUGGUUUUCUUUUCUACAUGUGAAAUUGAUGUAUUGGUAAAUGGACAAUGUAAAUGAGAGUUGUAUAUUUAUAUUAUAGAUAUUUAAAUGGAAUUGUUCAUUUUCAAGGAUUGUUCAUUUCGCAAUAUUUACACCUCAACUUUUAUUCCUUAAAUGAACUGCCUUUCGGCAAUUGCGUUCAUCAAUCGAUGAACGCAACAUCUUCAGAUAUGUUUAGAUCGCAAUUCAUAACAAUAUACAUGAAAACUAUUGAUCUUGUUAUUGUUUGUAUUGUAUCGGCAGGUCCUGUAAAAUAUAAAUCAACAUUUUAGAAAGUGCUAAGUUAUUAUAUUUUAAACGUUUUGUUGCCAAAAGUGUUUCAAUUUUACGUUUAAAAGUGAUUUCAAGUGGUUGAUCUUUUCCCGCGUUAUUGUGACGUCAUUUGAAAAAAAAUGUUUCCGGUAACAGUCGGGUCGUCCUAUUUACAAAAUGGGUAAGAAAGGAUUACUGAAAGGUAAUCCAAAAUGAAAUGAAGUUUUUUUUAACAUUUCUUAAAUAAAAUAAUGAACUAUUGGUGUAAAUAUAAGGAAUGAAUUGCGGGGUUGAUGUCAUUAUCGGGGAUAUGAACGCAAUUGGGCUGGUCAAAGUACGCGUGGAGUCAUUCGGACUCCACACACUUAGACCAGCCCAAUUGCGUUCAUACCCCGAUAAUGACAUCAACCCGGCAAUUCAUUCCUAAAAUAAAAAAUAUGGUACUUUCUCACAGUGUUAUUCAAAUUAAACUGAAAAGACAUGAUGUGUACUACAAAUGUGCGGAAAACUUGUCUUGUGUUGGACUUAAAGGGACUAGACACCAGAUGAUACAAUUGCAAGAAAAUAAGAAAAUUGUCAAAAACUUAAACAAAAUUGAUAUAAUUGUGUACAACACAUUGAAUCUUACUUAAUGAUGUAUCACAUUUCUUACAACACAAGUAUUUUUCGCAGUUUUUGCAUAUUUUUUUAAUUAGUAAUUUACCGGGUUUGUCUACCAAGUUAAUUUAGAAACAGCGUCAGUAUAUGUUUCUGUACUAGUCACGUGAAAUAUACACUAUAAACUGGGAAAGCAUUAUAUGCUACUAUUUUUAAACGGGUAAAUUUGAUUGAGAUAGCGACUAAAUAUUAUUUUCAAUAUGUAAAAUAAUGUAUUAUCGGCCCCGUACUUGCUCCCAUUGACAAUUCUAGCCUUGUUUUGUGGAAAUAAGGUAUUUUCCGAUUUUGGGACCAUCUGGUGUCUAGCCCCUUUAAAGACUUUUGUUGAAAAUUUUAACAGUGUCCACUUACUGUCUGAUUUAUAAACAGCUGUUUUUUUGAAGAAAAAAAAACCUGUCAAAUAUAUGAAAUCUCUGUGUGAAUUUUUGAAAAUGAAUAAUAUCAUUGUUGUUAUUUUAAUUUAUAUACAUGUAUAUUGGUUAUUUUACCAUCUGUGAUGGUUCUUGAAAUGUUAAACAUAAUUCUACUGAUUUAAGUUUGUCUUUAAUAGGAAUAUUGUUCAAUUUUAUGAAACUUCAUUAAGUUCUCUAUUUAUAACUUAAAAUCAUUAUAAAAUAAAUAUAUACUAGAAUUUUUAUCAUUCAUGUCAUUAAAAAAAAUCACUUGUGUUUCUGCUAGUUUGACAAAAUAAAAUUCACAGAUGCAUAUUUUAGACGUUUUUUUCUUCUCAAUAAAUUUGGAAGUGCUUCGCCAAUGUUAAGUUCCUUUUUUAAAAAUGUAUUCAUACUUGCAUAAUAUAUGGAGAAACGAUCACAGCUGAGGCAAGUUGUAUAGGCAGGGUGCUAUUCAAUAGUACACAUUAGAGCCCUCCUUACCUUGGCAAUGACCCAAUUUUCAAAAGCACUUUCGUUUAAAAAUAGAAUAAAUUAACCAAUGAAAAAAGUGCUGGAAAGGUUAAGCCCUGCCUUAAGAAAAUCCACAUGUUUUUGUAUGUCCUUCCUUAAGAAAGUCCACACGUUUUUGUAUGUCCUUCCUUAAGAAAGUCCACAUGUUUUUUAACGAUUCAUUUUAAGAGGCAGAUUUUCUAUGCAACGACCUGAAUCAAAAUGGAGUUCAAAAGUAUUAAUUUACUCUUAGUAUACGUAUAUGUAGAUGAACAAGCAUUAUCCUUGCUCAAAUUUCAUGUGCAUAUCGUCAAAUAAGUCAAUGCCAUUAUUAAUUUGUCUUUUUUUAAAAGAAUGAAAGUCCAGCUGGGACAGCAUUCAAUAUAACUCUUAUCCUUAAUCUUAGAUAUGCCUCGUUGAUUCCAUUCAGUCUAUUUGCCAGUUAUUUUUACUGUCCAAUGAAAUCACUAAGAUUCUACUCUUAAACUCAAGUAAGCUCUAAGUUGGUUAUUGAAUACGGCCCCAGGCGUUUCGUUAAGAUCUAGGAGUGAUUUAAUACCUAGGAGAUAUUUUAAACAGUGCUGUACUACUAUAAAGACUCACCCUUAGGUACAAAAUUGCUCCUGGGAUUCUUCUUGAUUAAAAAUCCCCAGGUAUCGUCAUUGCCUUGAUAUUUCGGCACCAGUGCUGCUGUUAGUGUGCAAAAGACUUGAAUGGUUGCUGAAUGUUCUAAUUUGUAAUGUUGGCUCUUACUAGAAAUAUGUUAUGGUUUAGAUGUUGGCAUGAAACUUGGUAUGCAUGUUUGAAAUUUCAAUGUUUAUAUGAGUGGCAGGUUACAGUACUCUGACUACAAUAAUAAUUGUGUUAUGCCCCUUGAUAGACUGGACAUAAACAAUCUCAUUAUAACCAGAUUGCAAAUAAUUGCUUAAUGGCAUUACACAGCAUAUCAUCAGGAUAUGAUUUCCAUGUGUUUUAGACAGGUAGAAUUUAAUUGUAUUCAUUUCUUUGUUCAAGGUCUUGUAAAUAUUUGUGGAUAAAUAUAUCACUGCACAUAAACAGCAUUUAUAGCUAUCUAAAAUAGAGGUUUGUAUGUUGGGAUAUUCAUUAUCUAUUUUACUGUAUACAUUAUUGAAUUUAUAUAAAUCAUUUGUUGACAUAAUUUGUGCCCUAGAAUACUUGAUUCAUUGAAAAAUAAAACUGUUUCUAUAA